GAUACUUUUGCAUCAGAGGAUAUGUUGUUGUGAGUCAGUACAGUAGCCUAGCAACCUCUCUGCUAAUCCUCUUGGUGAAGUAGUAUGGUAUUCUCCAGGGGUGUAGAGUGUCACUGGUGCCUUGAUACUUUACAAUAUGUCAAACAAAGGAGUUUGCAUGCCAGUGCCUUUUUAAUUCUGGAGGUGCAAUUUCAAUGAACGCAACAGCAAUAACAGUGAACGCUGAGAGACAAUGAGAACAGAAAGAUCCUUGAGAUGAUGGAAUAUUCAAUGUGUUUACGAGCAGUCAUCAUCUAAUCUGUACUGAGGAGCAUUGCGUUCUCAUCAUGUUUUUGCAAGGUCAGACAGAAGGUGUAAAUGCUCCUGGAGUCAAUGUGCCCAUGCCCCCUGUGUAUACCAUUGGUCAUCCUCCUGGAGUAAAUGAGGUUUACACUACACCACCAACAGGUUAUGUGGCGCCUCAGGUACCGGCAGUUAUGCCAGUCUUGGACAGACCCAUGGGCUGUCCUGUUGGUCUAGAGUACCUAACCCAGGUUGACCAGCUUCUAGUUCAUCAGAAAGUGGAACUAAUGGAAGUACUCAUGGGAUGGGAGACCAAUAAUCAAUAUGUGGUGAAAAACAGUUUAGGGCAGCAGGUGUUUUUUGCCGCUGAGGAGAGCCAUUUUUGCAGUCGUAUGUUUUGUGGAUCUGUGCGUUCCUUCCUGCUACAUAUCCAGGAUAACAUGGGACAGGAAGUGAUGACUUUAUCUCGUCCCCUUAAGUGCAGUAGUUGCUUCUUCCCUUGCUGUCUUCAAGAGCUGGAGGUUCAUAGCCCUUCAGGCAGCCCUCUUGGUUAUGUUACACAAAGCUGGCAUCCUUAUCUGCCAAAGUUUAUCAUUCAUAAUGAGAGAAAAGAACCAGUUCUGAAGAUUUUGGGACCGUUUUGUGACUGCAAAUGUUGUUCUGAUGUUAAUUUUGAGGUGAUGUCACUGGAUGAGUCCUCAGUGAUUGGUCGAAUUAGCAAACAGUGGUCGGGAUUUGAGGCAGAAGCUUUUACGGAUGCAGACAACUUUGGCCUACAAUUUCCAAUGGAUUUGGAUGUGAAAAUAAAAGCAGUUAUAUUGGGAGCCUGCUUUCUUAUCGAUUUCAUGUUUUUUGAGCACACUCAAAAACAAGAGUGAAACCAUCCUGACGAUUUCAUCCCCAUUUGAUUACAUUGUCUUUUAUUUUAAAGGUGCCAUAUGCAUUGAUUUCAUAAGUUCAAUUGUUCUCUGGUAUCUGUAUGGUAGGUAUUCAAUUCAAUUCAAUUCAAUUCAGCUUUAUUUGUAUAGCGCUUUUACAAUGUAG
Danio rerio (zebrafish) is the source of this 1326-nucleotide messenger RNA. NCBI's taxonomy places the organism in Eukaryota, Metazoa, Chordata, Actinopteri, Cypriniformes, Danionidae. The record is from RefSeq and is a predicted model, not a curated record.